AUGCCAGAUCAACAACAACGUGAAGAAAACCACAAUCAGAACAGGCACACUUUGGACCAGGAGCAAGAAUCAAGUAACGACAAUGGUUCGGAUCAACAAGAGAUGAGGAACACGUUGAACAAGCUAACUGGCUUCACAGAUUUAAGAGUGUUUGUUCGUCUCCUAAGAAUACUGACUGGGGAAACAAAUGUUUACGAAGCGUUUAAAAUCAUCAAACACUUAACUGGACAUAGCGAUUUUGAUGGUGUUUUCGAGAUGUUGCAACGCAUAUCAGGAAGAAAGGGUGUUGAAGGAGUAAAUCGACAAGUUCACAAACUGACGGCAGGAGCCGGUCCUUCGGAGUUUCCAAACGUUUAUGAAGCUUUAAGCUCUGAAAUCGGUAUCGGCGAAGCCAUAGUUGAAUUCCGAGAUUUGGUCGGAAAGAAGACAUUCUCAGAAGCAAUACUAUUUAUAAAGCAGUUCACAGGAUUUUCAAGUUUAAGGGUAAUAGUUGAUAAACUAUACCAACUUUUCGGUAAGACGGAUUUGGAGCACGUACAUACGGAAAUACAACGAAUAUUCCACGAAGAAAAUAUAAUCACGCUACUAAGAAACGUAAACAGAAUAACAAAGAGGCGAGACCCACUCAUCGUAUUCUCCGGUCUGCUGGGCGUCACUCAGACGUACAACUUGAGCGAUUGCAGCGCUGUCAUUACUGGACUAACUUUCAAACACUUGACGCCACUGGAAGUAAUAGAGCAAAUCCAGACAGAAACCGAAAAUUCGGAUAUAUUGGAUUUCUUCAACAAACUCGUGAGUUUAACGGGAACCAAAUCACUUCGUCUCGCUUGGAACAACGUCGUAGACAUAACAGGGAAAAACGAUAUAUUCGUCCUCGUGACUACAAUCAAAUCGUACACAUCAGCGGACAUCAUACACUUCUUCCAGACAUUACGAAAAAUUACAAAUACUACAACUAUAAACCUUGCUGUUGUGAAAAUAAGAGAACUAUUGAGGGUCAAGGGAUUCUUCGAAUGGAUCGACAAUAUUUAUAAAAUCGUCCAAAUCGGUAUGUAA
This is a messenger RNA of Melitaea cinxia (Glanville fritillary), 1056 nucleotides long. RefSeq lists its product as uncharacterized. The record is from RefSeq and is a predicted model, not a curated record. The transcript is spliced from 12 exons. Lineage: Eukaryota; Metazoa; Arthropoda; Insecta; Lepidoptera; Nymphalidae. Bases 1 to 1056 code for a protein of 351 amino acids.